Messenger RNA from Toxorhynchites rutilus septentrionalis, 735 nucleotides. RefSeq lists its product as uncharacterized. The transcript has a single exon. The record is from RefSeq and is a predicted model, not a curated record. Lineage: Eukaryota; Metazoa; Arthropoda; Insecta; Diptera; Culicidae. The coding region runs from base 1 to 735 and encodes 244 amino acids.
AUGGUGAAUUGUAACCCAGUUUCGACACCAGCAGAGGCGAGCGUCAAACUGGACAAGUCCAUGUCUCCGGCGACACAGGAGAAGAUGCGCGAAAUAAAAGAGAUUCCUUACCAGGAAGCAGUGGGGUGUCUCACCUAUCUGGCGCAGGCAACGCGGCCGGACAUCAGUUUCGCAGUAAACCAUAUCAGCCAAUUCAACGCGAAUCCCGGACGUAGCCACUGGAACGCUGUCAAGCGUAUCAUGAGGUACUUGCGAGGCACGCGUUCGCAACGUCUAACGUAUUCGAAGCAGAAUAGCACAGGCUUGGUUGGCUUCACAGAUGCCGAUUGGGGAGGAGAACCGGACUCCAGAAAAUCCACCACCGGAUACGUCUUUACGUUCAUGGGAGGAGCUGUGUCGUGGAACGUCAAACGUCAACCAACAGUCGCAUUGUCCUCGUGCGAAGCGGAAUAUAUCGCGCUUUCCCUCACAGUCCAGUUGCAGAUUUUCGGCAUGCAUCAGAUUCCCAUCCGAUGUGACAACAAAUCAGCCAUCUGUAUCGCUCAGAACCAAGGGUACAAUCCACGAACAAAGCAUCUAGACAUCAGGUAUCAUUUCGUCCGAGAUGUCCUGGAUCAAGGAGUAGUGGAGCUGGGAUAUGUGAACACGAAGCAGCAGCCCGCUGAUGGGUUCACAAAGGCCCUGGCAAUCCGGAAGCUGGAAGAAAAUAAAAGGUUAAUUGGAUUCGUUGCUUAA